Armigeres subalbatus is the source of this 16799-nucleotide messenger RNA. It is a transcript of the gene lilli, whose product is annotated as AF4/FMR2 family member lilli. Lineage: Eukaryota; Metazoa; Arthropoda; Insecta; Diptera; Culicidae. Gene Ontology annotation, biological process: regulation of gene expression. Gene Ontology annotation, cellular component: nucleus; super elongation complex. The record is from RefSeq and is a predicted model, not a curated record. The transcript is spliced from 16 exons. Bases 1872 to 7052 code for a protein of 1726 amino acids.
AUCGUCACAAGUCGUUGGAUGAAGGGGACGAGGAAGCCGUGAGCGGAGAGGCCAUCAGUGCGAGUACAAGAAAGAAAAAAACAAGAAAAUAAAAUGGCGAUCUUUGCGUGUUGUACAUUUUCGUUCGGUGCGAUUGUGAACGGAAUUUUCGACUAGAAUCUGCUUCCGGAGCCCGUUUUGGCCGCUUGGACGGGUGCAGUUUGGCCAGGUGCCACCGGGGCAAUUGUGAGUUUUGGAAAAUUCUGCCUAGGAAGUGAACCGGAAGCGAAAAAUUGGCGAAUUCCUAGUGGGAAAGUGUUUCGAUUGGAAGAUUUUUGCUGACGGUAAGAAGAGACGACGGUGAUAUUUUUUAGCGAGUGAGUGAGCAAACGAAUGACCCCCCAAAUGCUAGGGAAAAAAGGGGACGCGUAAGUGAGAGAAGAAGAAGAGCCGUGUGGGGACCCGUGGAAUCCCAUCCGAGACAAGGUUCCAUGAUCGGCGGGUGCGUGAAACACUGCUGGCAAGUGGCAGACUGCGAAGGACGAAGAGGGCCUUGAGUGUGAACGGAUUUUUUAUUUUCUAGUGAAAAUCGUCGCGAAUUCAAAUCAGCACACACAAACAUUUUUAGCGUUCGGUGUGGAAUCUGUGCUUGGCGGUGUUAGAGAUGUUGGGAAGAAUCGGAGAUAAUAAUUGGUGCAAGAAUAGUGAAGGAUAGUUGGUUUGAGUUUUUUUUUUGUUACAGCCGGAACCGCUUCCGGAACAUAAACGGUGAGGACAAUGGAAUUAAGGGGGGCAGCAAGGUGUAUUUUCUAUCGUCACGUACGAAAGGAGUAAGCGAGGAAGAGAAUAGGAAAGAGACGGAACUUUGGAAGUGCGAGAGUGUCGCGGAACGUUUUGUUUUGGAUUUUGGGGAGCAUUUCUGGUGAAGUGAAGCAAAAAAAAAAAACAAUCGUGAUUGUUCAACCGCUGGGAGUUGUGUUUGAUGGAUUUUUUUUCCCGUUCUACAAAAUAUUAUUCCUGAAUGCAACCUGCCGCAACUAGUGCCCACGAUUAACCCAGCCGCGACGCUUCGCGACCCCCACCCAAGAUGCAACAAGCUGCGCCACCCGGCCUGCACUACUGGUGUCCGCAGUACACGAGCGCGACCACGAACGGGUUACAGCAACUGCCCAUCGCACCCCCACAGCUGCAGCAGCAUCCUCAACAAUUGGUAGCGCCAUCUUCCUGUGACCACUACUACUGCCACGGGCAGCAACAGCUGAGGUGGUGGCGGUCAUCGUCCAGACGCGGGUGAAACGUACUCCUGCAGUUGUCAUUAUUAUUGGUUGUUGUUGUUUCUUCUUUUUUUCACGCUCGUUUGCGGGCAGUUUUUGUUUUCAUAAAACUAGUUCAGAUUUUUGCCUGCCGUUGACGGGUGCAGUGUAGGCAGGCAGUCAUCUCGAGGCAAUCCAUUUGGGUAGUGAAGCGAAAGAAAUGUAGGAAGAAAACGAAGAAAUUGUAUGCACUAAGGAAAUUUAUGCCAAACUGCUUUCGGUUGUAGGAAAAUAUUGAACCGGUCCGGGGAUGGUGUAAUCCCUUGUCGGUGAAGCAUAAUAGAUAGAUAGCAGAGUGGCAGAAGCUGGUUCUGGUUGGUUGGUGCAGCAGAUUCACUGCCGCAACCAAGUCUGUUAAGUUACAGAGCAAACAAUCAAACUUCCAGUGGGAAACAAGCCGUGCUGUGCUGCCUCAGUGUUAGUGCAAGUGCUUAUAUGUAGUGAAUAAGGAGAAAUAGUGAAAUUGUGAAGGUAGGAAGCGAAGAAGAAGAAGCAAAAGAAAAUAAAAAAAGGCAUGUUGAUAAUCAAGUACGGAGAGACUCACUUUCCGCCGCUGUAAUAUGUAGUGCAUGAUGAGCAAUGAAAAGUAGCAACAACAAGAAGAGUAGUAGCAGCAGCAGCAGCUUCCGGAAUCUGCACUCGUUCAGCUCGAUAGCAGCCUCGGCGACCGGAACGUUCGGUUUGGCCUCGGCGGGAUCGGGACUGUCGUCUUCGUCGUCGUUGUCAUCCUUGUCCUCACCGUCGCUGCUGUCGACGGGAGGAGGAGGGGUUGGUGAUUUGGAUAUGAAAAAAUCGCAGAAACCAAGACACGAUGAGCAGGAUAUCAGGAUGGACCGCAGAGAACGCGACAAGCAAGCACGAGAACGGCAAAUGCAGGCUGAACGUGACGUCGAACCAGCCCUGCCUAUAUUCGCCGCUCCGGUCAAAGUGCUCAGCCCAUCCGACGUGGACAUGCAGAUUCAAUCCAAACUCGGGAACUUCGAGUACGCCCGGAAGCACAUUCUGGACAACGUGGUGGGCAUCUCGGCCAGCCCGGCCACCCCGCGGUCCAACGCUCCUCCAAUGCAGACGCCAAAUAGCCUCACCAAUUCCAUCAGCUCCCUGGUUGGGGCCGGUGGGAUCUUUCCGACGCCGUCGGCGGUGUCGAUGUCCUCGCAGCAACAGUACUAUCGAGCGCCAAAAACCAAUAGCAAUAGCAGUAGUAGCAACAGCAGUAGUAGUAAUAGCAACAGUGCCGCCGUUGGUGCCAGUGUAAAUAGUACCGGGAGCAGUAACAGCACCGGUAGUAGCGCAAACUUUGUGAAACCCACGGACAAUCGACCGAUCUACAACGGCCGUUCGUCGUCCGGCCGGCACUACGGUUCGUCAUCGGCCGGCGGGACCGGUCCGGGAGCCUUCUCCAAGCAUGAGGUGCACUCGAAAGGACCUUCCUCGGUGCCUGCCUCGCUGAUGAAUGGCCGCCCGACCGGUCCCGGACCCAUCGGCGACAAGUUACCCUCGCAACUGCUGAACGGACGUCUGCCGCCUCCUCAGGUGUCAAACGCAAAAAUGCUUCCUAGAGUAGCGGAACCGUCCACACCGUCGAAAACGUCCGGCAACGUGGAGCAGAUCCUGAGCGAAGUCAAACUGUUCAACAUUGGGACGCCGCUGACGGAGAUUGGCGCCACGCCGCGGAAGGAACCGGAGACGUACAAUCUGAACAACCAGAACAAACACAAGUACGCGCCGAACCCGGUGCUGAUGAAAACUUCCUCCUCCUUCAAGGCGCCAUUGAGCGCAAUUUCUUCGUUUUUGAAACCGAUAAGUGCUAUUGAGGAUGAACCGAACGCAUCGGAUAGCGACGAUGGUGCCUACAAAAAGAAACGCAACUCAAGUGAUACCUCAUCAAACGACAGUGCAGACGAGUCGUCCAGCGAGGAUUCGAACGUUGGUAACAAAAAUACGAUGGUUAGUAGUGGUGGGGUCACCAUUGCCGGCAAUAGUGGGCCCGGUCCAGGUGGUGGACCUGGUGGCGGAGGAGGAGGAGGAGGAGGUGCUACGGGAAUGGUGACAGGCAAUAGUUCCACUGCCACGGGGAACAGCACUCCUCCACGACCGAUGGCCGCUUGGUCAUUGGUCAAUUUCCUACAGCCACAGGUGCCAAGUGAGGCGGGUUCCGGUAAUCCGCAAUCCGGGGGAGGGGGGAUGAACAAUUCGGACUCGGUGGGGUCCAAUCAGAAUCUGAACGAGAAUGACAAUUCGUGCUCGCCAUUGAUGCCUGGAUCGCCCUUGAUGAUAAAAAAUGAACCACCAGCAAUUGAGGAGGAUCAUUUGUCGAAUAGUAGUAGUAAUAAUGAGACGGUUUUUGUCAAACAGGAACCGUAUCCUAGUGAGAAUAGUACGUCUUCACCCAGUGGUGCUGGAAUUCCAACGGCGACGCCUCGUUCAGCAUUGCCGGGCUUGAAUGGUGAAAGUUUACCAGAUUUCAAUAAAUUGAGCGAUAUUAAGAACGAUCUGGACCUGUCUAGUCCGGCGAAAAGUCCGGAAAAGAGUCCAGAGAAGGAAGUAAACGAUCAAAUUGAUAGUGUAGACGAAAACGAAGUUAGUAGUGCUUUGUUGAAGGCGAAAGAGCUCCAGAAUAUACAACCUUUAUCGGGCAUAUCCGAUAUCGACGACAAUAAUGUUAAACAACAGAGCGGAUUAGGGGUGCUUAGUGCGGGUAGUGGCAGCAUCGGGCGUGUGUCUCAAAAGGUCAAACGAAAGAGGAAAACUAACAAAACCUUUCAAGAUAGGGAACGGGAUCAACAAUCCAGUAGUAGUGAUGACGAUGGAAUCGGAAGUUCUCAAAGGAGCAGGUCUCAAUCUUUCGAGAAGGAUAAAGUUAGCAAAGGGCGAGGUCGACCUAGGAAAAAUCCACCCACGACGGGGGGAUCUUCGGUGGUGGGUUCGUCCAGUGCCAGACAAUCGGACGCCGAUUCGGUGACCAGUAACAACAGCAAAAGGAGACUUUCAAUCUCUUCUACCAAAACGGUCGCUUCCACACCUAGCAAAAAGGAUGCUCCCAGUACACCAGCCAAAAAGACUACAUCCCGGAAACGGUCAUCCAAAGCCAACCAGAAAAUCACUAGCCGAGAGGUGCUCACGACGACGGACGAUUCGGACGCGGAACCCAUGCGUAAUAGAAAGGACACCGCUUCCGAAAGUACCAAAGUUAUUCAACCAAGUCCGACGAAGGCAUCGGUCAAUCUGCUAAUGCCACCGAAACUGGCGGGAGAUGUAGACGAUCUGUCUUCGGAUAGCAAUACAGAAUUGGUAUCACCACAAAGAAGGACCACAAUCAUAUCGCCUCCAUUUCAACCAUCAUCAAUUUCCAAGGUGGUACCGAGGAAGACUUCCACUUCGACCUCUAUCGACGAUGACGAUGAUGACGACGACGAUGACGAUGAGAAAGUAGUUCGAUCGGAUAGUGAUUCCGGUAGUCUCAGCGAUGGAGCGGUGAAGAAGGAGAAGAAAAGUAACAAAAUUAGUGACCAAAAGAAGAAGGAUACACUCCGGAAGCUCUUCACCAUAAGUAAGGAAGGAGGUGCCAAAGGUGGCAAGGGUGGCAAAGGCAAGGGUCAAGUAGUGAUCGAAGAGGUUCAUCACUCCAAGGCUUCUUCUAUUCAGACCACCGUCAACACGACCCCCAACUCUAAAAGCCAUCUAUCGAGCGCAACGCCCCAGUCGGAUGUACCGCGUGUAAUAACAACUCCACCUCUGGUUCCGAACGUUACAAACGAGAGCCGCUCCACUCCAUCGUCGGCGUCCUCUGCCACCGUCGCCCCCGCCACUGCCACCGUGACGGAAAAAGUGCUUUUAUCACCUGCCAAUACUGCCUUAAACAACAUUUCCCUCAUCUGCCGAAUCGAAUUGAGUCGCCUGUUAAAAAUACCACCGCCGCCGCCUGCCAAACAGCAGCUGGCCAAAGCGAACGAAAGCUACAGCUCCCAGCGCAGUGCCUCGGCUCGACACAAGAGCCCUCACGAAAUCAACAAGAAACGUCGCAACUCCAUAGCUGGCCACUGUUUUGAAACGCAGGGACAGCGGAGGUCUAACGAGGACAAAUCUCUGUCCAAUAGCAGUGGCGGUUCCUACCGACUGACCGAAGGAAUCGAUCCGAAGCUGACCAGUGAUCCACUACUGCUGGAGAACGGUCGCCAUCGGAGCAACAGCAACGCUAGUGAUCAUCAAUCUCGAGAACGGUCCAGGGACUACCGGGACAUUGUUUCUCCAUCGUUACCGCCUCAUCACCAUCACAACAAUCACAAUCUAUCUGCGUCAUCCAUGUCGUCUUCGGGGUCGGGAUCGGCGCAAAAACAACCCCCGUCUGCCAAGCAGCACCUCACGUAUGACGAAAAGUUACCCGCCAAAAGUGAAAAACUCCAGUAUGGAGCCAGUAGUAAUAGUAACAGCAAUAGCACCAACUAUCCAAUUAAGGAAGACAAAUCCGCAAUACUCUACGGCGCUGCAGGCAGCAGUAAACCUAUUAACAUUAAGCACGAAAACCUUAUCAAGCAGGAGUAUCCGGAGGGCGAAGAUAGUAAACUAUCGACUGCCGCCCUGCCGAAACUGCAACAGCAGCAACCGCCUUCGUCAGCGUCGUCAUCCCAGCAACAGCCGCAGUCGGAUGGCAGCAGCCGAAGAAAACGCACAUCCAGUUCCAGUAGUAGUUCCUACAAGGAAAAACGACGAAAAAAGGAUAAGGGUGGUAACAAUGCCCAGACUGACGCCUUUGACCAAAUGCCUCCAACCAAUCACGACCGGUUAGAGGCGGACCAACAACAACAACCACCUAACCAUCUGCCUCCUGCCGUUGCUGUCACAACCGCCACCACAGUUCACGUUCCAUCUAAACCCGCCGCCGUCGGCGAUUCCGGAGACCCGGUGGGCAGUGGAUCGGUGGGUACCAUACCGCCGCCGGCGCCGGUGAUCAAGAAAAUCUAUGUAUCGUACUUUGAACGUUCCAACGAUGACGAGCUGGAGGUUCGGGACCAAAAUCGGUACCUCUCGGAGGCGAAACGGCUGAAGCAUGCCGCGGACCGGGAAGGGGACCACCUGGCGCAAGCCAUGCUCUACCUGGAAGCGGUGCUGUUCUUUCUGCUGACCGGCGACACGAUGGAACGGGACCCGAUUACCGAGAAGGCUGCCUUCACCAUGUACAAGGAUACGCUCAGUUUGAUCAAGUACAUCUCGUCGAAGUUUCGUAGCCAGCAGCAACAUCCGACAGUACAGGGCAACAUCCAUAGUAAAGUGGCGAUUUUAAGUUUGCGGUGCCAAUCGUUGAUCUAUCUUAAAUUGUACAAAAUCCGUCGGCACGACUUCAAGGACGUCCAGCGUACAAUCACGGAGUACAACCAGAAACCGAACCAACCGGUUUCGGCCGAUAUCGUCAACGGGAACACCCCCUCGCCACUGUCGCCCACGUCGAGCUCCGGUUACUGCUCAGGUCAAACUGGUCAAACGGGUCCCAUUCCGGGUUCAUCCAUCAGCUCUUCCCCCUCGCCGUGCUUGCUUAUGCCGGUGCAGGUACACAUGGCAUAUCAAAAGCAAGCAACUCUGUUCAGCCAUCUGUUCAACUGCCAGGACCUUUGGGAACAGGCGGAUAAUCUGGUGAUACGGGGGAACCACACAGAUUUCUUUAUCGAUCUGGACCACGAUAACGGACCGAUGACCCUACACAGUUCGCUGUACAACGUGGUCAAGUAUGUCCAGGCUGGUAUCCAGAAGCUCCGACGAAUGUAAUUCGUCUGUAGGUAAAAGUCUGAGCAAGCACGCGGAAAAGCCAAUCAACAACAGUUAGCCGGUACUGCUCCCGAUUCAGUGCAGUUGGGGCUCAUCCUAUCGCGUUAGAAAACUUGCGCGCAAAAUCCAAAGGACUGAAACAAACAAACAAACAAACCAACCAAUCAUCACGUUCUAGUUGGAAGGAGUUAGAACUCGUUUAGAGCGGACGCGGGCGCCGCCGUCGUCAGUGACUGACAAUAAAAUCGUAUCCCCUGGUGGUGUGGAUCUCGAUAUCAUCUCGUUGAGACCCUAGGACCACCGGGGGAAGGGAAAUGGUUGUUUCCGGACAGGACGAAAGUCGCAACAUUUUUUUUAAGUUGUUUGCAACGGAAGAAGCUGUGAUUUGAAUAGAGAACGAUAGUGAAUUGGAAGCAGAGUCAGGAGAGUAUGAACGAACGAAUUAUUGGUGAUUGAGGUGGGAUAAUUUUAGUGUUUAGUAGCUAGCCAGCAGGACCAUUGGACAGAGAUUUCUUUUUUUUUUGUUAUGGGGAAGGGGGUCGGGGCGUUGAGUAUGCGCUAGCUUUAAUAUUGUUUGAAGAUAAGGGCAACAUGAAAUCUAGGUUUUGUUCGACAGUUAUUUGUUUUACGGAACGCGGUGCUGUUCAAGUUUAUUAGCCUGUUGAAUAGGGUUUACCGAUGAAGUUAUCUACCUUUCAAGCAGCAUGACUCAUUUGGACAGCCUAAGUUUUCCUAUCAUUACCUUUUUUAUUCUAACUUCUUAUUAUACGUACUUUUCAUUUAUUACAUUUGACAUUUCCAAAAUUCAAAAGUUCAAUGUUGUUAUUAUUAGAUUUCUUUCCGAAAUUAGUGCUGUCCAAUGAGCAGCUCGAAGUUGUACCCGUCCUGCUCGUUCUUUUUUGUCAACAAAUGGGCAUGAGCAGGACAGGAAGAAACUUCGAGCUACUUCAAGCUCUCAUUGGACAGCACUAUUGUGUGUAGGCAUGCGAGGUAAUGACCAUGAAAAUUUUUCGAUUCUACCUAAACGAAAAAAGAUGAAGCGGGUUUUUUUAAUUGAUCGCUUUGGGUUGCAAAGUUCGUUCAAAAGCGUAUCUCUGAAGAAUCUUGAUUUGAAAGCUAUUUUUUAAAUUAGUGUUUAAAAAAAUAUCACGUGGUCUCGGAAAAAAAAAUUGUAGAGUCGCCAAUUAAAUGACAUGUUUAUAUGUGCCAUGUAAUGCACGGCACUCACUGGCAUAACAGUCCCAUUUGACUUUUCGUCACUUUUGAGUAAAUCCAAUUAAUUUUUAAUGUAGGCACUUCCAAAAAUUAUAAUAAAAAUUGCAUUUUUUAUGUCUAUGUGUGAAACAAAAACAAGAUCUAAAUGAUGUUUAAUAAUAUUUUUUUUAAGGUUCAAAUGUUUAAAUUACCGUCAUCUAGUCAUUUACGAGAAAGACAGCCACGUGCUCAUACCACCCCCCAGUAACAAAACCACCCACCGAGGAGAAAAAACAAUUUCCAGCUGGAUGGGGGAAGUAUUUUUGUUUCAAAACUACAUCAUCCAAUAGCGAAGACAUAAUUAUAUCCGGUGGAUGCUUCAUUUGGUUGUAUUUCGCUUAAGUUUUCAAAAAAACUGCAUUUUGCAACAUUUUAUUUCAAGAGGGGAAAUCGACGAUUUACUCUCACGCACUCUAAAAUGUAAGAGAGCGUAUGAGGUAUGAGCACGUGGCUGUCUUUUUCUUAAAUGACUAGAUGACGGUAAUUUGAGCCUUAAAGCUUGUUAAGUCUCAGUAUGCGAAAACAACGUGGGACUGAUAUGCAAAUGGGGGCAGUUGUAGCAGAAAAUCGUACCUACUCCACAUGCAAUAGGAGAAUUGUUUUAGAAUUAUCUCAAGCACAAUUGAUGUAUUGGAAUUCAAAGCUGAAUACAGCAGCUAGUUUGGUUUAUACAGUGGAGCCGAGUCCGUAGAGGGAAGAUUUUAUGCUUCAAGUCGUCCCCGAAAUCCGGGAGAAGGUAAAGCUGACGAUGGCCAUUGGUUGUUUUGGACAGUUGCCGGAGCCGAUGAAUGGUGCUUCCGAGGGGUUAAUUUUGAAUAGUUGUUAAUAUUGAACGAAGGCGGUUGAAUUCGAGCUGGCUCACUCUUCACGUUGAACUUUUUUCUCUUUUCUAAAAAUGCUGCUCGCUUGGAGCAUUUAUUAGCGGUGGCCUCAUGCUUUGCAAUUGACGCACUUGACGUCGAUCUGCUGCAUGUCAGGAUUUUUUGCGAUGAUAAACCAGAGGCACUUCUCGGUGUGAUGAUCCUCGCCGCACUUGGUACAUCAAGGAGACAGAUAGCAAUUUCUGGUGCCGUGUCCGAAGUUGCAGCAGUUCAUGCACUGCGUCACGUCUCUGUGCUUUGGACGGUACCGUUGCCACUCAACAACAGUAUGGUCGAUGACAUUCACAUUCUUCAGUUCCCCGAACGAGAUAGAACCGUGCUUCAAAUGGACCAAAUAGAGUUGGUCGCGGUAUUUUCGUGUCUUGUCCUGUCUUGCGAUCUUGUAAACCCCGGUGGGAAGCAGACCACUGUCCACCAGUAAUUUUGCAGUUCCUCGACAGGAAGAUCGUUGAGAGCACGUAGACGACCUUUAACGGCUUGUCGCUGGGGAUGUCGUAAGUAAAAUAUUCGUUCUUGUUUUGCUUCAACAAGUCCAGCAGCCUACAAUGCUGGGGUUUAGAAUCGGCCUUCAGCUUUAUUCCAUCCGAUUCAUCCGAACAUAGUUUGAUGGUGCAUUUUAGAGUGCCACUCGCAAUGCGAUCAAGCAGCAAGGAGCACAGAUUGGCGAGCACUUCUCUUUCUGCUCAGGCAGAUUUUCGUGAUGUUGCAGACUUUGGUUCUUCUUCUGCUUCUUGCCAGUGGAACACCAGCGCAAGGAUGUUAUCAAAAUGUAUUGUAUGGUGGACUUUUAGUGCGAAGGUUUUUCUACAACUCUUCUUAACAGGUCGAUGUUCGAAAUCCACUAUUAAAGGAGUUAAGGUGCUAGUUGCUGUACUCAUACUAAAUGAUAACAAAAUAUGCAAUCAUUUAGUCUAAGUUACUGCUGCUAGCGAUAUAGCUCCCUUAUUAGUGAAAUUCAAACAACGAACUGUUAGGCAUGGUUGUAGAUAAACCUUUGCACUAGAAGUCCACCAUACAAUACAUUAUGAAAUUUAGCCUCUGGAAUGAGUUAUUGUCAAACUACUAAAUGAUCGAAGGCAGAUUACUAAAUGAUCGAUAACAUCCUUGCACCAGCGUCGUUGUCCUGCAGGGAGGAAUAGAUGUUGUUUCUAAGCACCUUUAUCCUCGCACCUUUGCUCGCUGUUGAAUUGGCUGCCGUAUCACCCAACACGGGAUCUCCAGUAGCCUUGCGAGCAAAGGCGUAGGAUUGCCAAUCCGGAGAUGGCGAGUUCGAUUCUAGGUCCGGUCUAGGAUGUUUUCGGGUUGGAAACUUUCUCGAUACCCUGGGCAUAGUGUAUCCUUUGUACUUGCCACACAAGAUACAUACUCAUGCAAUGGCGGGCAUAGAAAAGCUUUCAAUUAAUAACUGAGGAAAUACUAAUACUAAUAGAAAGUUGAAAAGCAGGCCAAGUUCCAGUUGGAAUGUAGAGCCAUUUAAGAAGAAGAAGAAGAAGAAGAAGAAGAAGAAGAUCACCCAUAACGGGAUCCAACACAACAGUCGCCAACGCGAACUGAACUUUUCACGAAUACGAACGAAGCCGAAUUGAAAAUACAAAAGAGAACCGCAAAACGACCGAUGGGAUCAGAAGUCGGGCUGAAACUAAAAGGGAGAAUCUUGAAAGGCAGACUUUCUUGUACAAAAGACGGAUUAUAUCAUAAGGCCUAAUUACAAAAGGCGGAAUUUCAAAAGAUAGAAUUUUAUAUUUUUACACACACGUCUGUUUGAGGUAAAAGAGGGUAUAUUUUAUUCUUUGAAAGCUCGCACUUCCCCUUUCUAAGUUGAAGGAGGAUAUGGUUACUUCUUUUAAAGCACGCUCCUCCGUAUAUUUGUCUACUUUCUAUCUAUUGGAAUCUCAUCUCAUAACUGAAACACUAGCAGACUCUCAGCUUAGUAGAGGAGGAAGAGGCAAGAUCGCCACCCGGGACAAGAUGAGCACCCCUUAAUUUGACCGUUAUUAUUCCUUUUUCUCUCUAAAUUGACAGAAAAAAAUAUUUUAAAAAGAAAAUGAAUCUGAAAUGCACAUAAAUUUGCAAAAGUUUUUGAAAAUUUGGAUUUUCUUAUAAGAAAUCAGCAUCAGCAAAAUACUAAAACUCUUUUGCACAACCUACAAUAAUGAUUUACUAUGCGCUGAAUCUGUUGAGUAACGUACAUUAUCAAAUUUACUGACUUUUUAAACUUAUUUCUGUUAUUCAGUGUGAUUUUGAUGGUAUAAUGAAAAAUAAUAACUUAUCGAUCCAAAAAACAGUUUUAUUUUUUUAAUAUGAUCAAUGCGUAUUAAAAGCUAUUACUUCUUGUUAAUAUUGAUGGUCUAAUACAUUUCAGUUGGAAAAAAUGAUUUUUAUAAGGGUGCUUAUCUUGCCCCGUAGCAUAUUUAAACCAAUCAAAAACAGGGUUUUAGUUAAGUCACAUUUAUCGGGAUUACCUUUUUUUUUAAAUUCGCCUUCAAGUCUAGAUCUUAGAUAGGAGGCAACAAAAGACAACUGUCGUAUUAUAAUAAAGAAAAGCUUAACCUUCUGUCUGUGCUAAAAAAACUUCUUACGUUGUCUGUGCUCUGGGGUCAUAUUGACCCCAAAUUGAAAUCAUUAUAACUUUGUUAUUGUUUGGCCAAUUUCGGAUUUUUUAAGCAGUUCCGAAAGAUAAUUUAAUCAUCUUUCAGGACGUUUCCUAAGAUUGGUCAUAGGUAGGCGGGAACCUCGCGGGGAGGGGUUUUCGUGAAAAAGGUUAAUUGAUAUUUUGUGCUUAUUCUACUUAUACAUAUUUGAAAAACCUACUCAAUGCAUCUUUUCAAAAAGGUAAUGCAAGAAGGCGUGUGCUUUGACAUGAGGCAUUGAUUAGUUCAGAACUUGGCCGCUAGGUGGUGGUAUAUGUGAAAUCAUUAUCUUAGACUAACUCAAGAUAUUCAGGUAUAUGGAAUUUUCUACAUUUUAAAUAAAAAUAUGUCUUUAGAUGAACUUAUCUGGACUGUCUUAUGACGGAGAAAAUAAUUAGGAAUUUAAAACUAGGCGGCGCUAGUGUGCUUACAAUAUUCUUGCAUGUGUGAAAUAUUGCUCUAGCUUGAGAUCCUUUGUACCUACACCUCUACACCUAGUAGACUCAACUUUUCUUCUUUCUGUCUUGUCUCUGGUUACACGCGUAGAUUCAAAGGCAUUAACCACAGUACCGUGUUUUGCAAAAACACCGCUCCGCGAGGUUCCUGCUCACCUAUGGCCAAUCUUAGGUAAUGUCCUGAAAGAUGAUUAAAUUAGCAGCCCAAAAAAUCAAAAUUGGCCAAAGAAUAAAAAGUUAUAACGAUUUCAAUUUGGGGUCAAUAUGACCCCAGAGCAAAGACAAAAGGUUAAUCUUAAAUUAACAAAAAAAAACACGUUAAUAAAGAAAAAAAUAUAUAGAAAAGCAUGCUUGCUGAGGUGGUAUCAAUUAUCAUCCUUAGGGUGCUCAAUAAGCACUGCUCAUCCUGCACCGUUCUACUCUAUCCAUUAAGCACUUUAUAAAACCUACUUUUGACCCCGGAACCUAAAAGCUCGGGUUCGGAGGGAAACCGGCAGCAAACCCCAGACUGCUGGUCUAGAGCCAACGGCAGUCUUUGGGGUGGGUACUCAAGACCUCUUUUGGAUUCCGGGUCUCAGGUCGUACGGACGCUGGGGAUAUUUCGGAUCACGGGAACCUAAAUUGGACGUAGUAGUCACGGUCAAACAGCGCUUUAUUGGGCUACUCUGGCCCCUGCACGGGGCUAUUGAAAGGGCGUCUUCUUGGAAGGGCCCGGUGUCGAUGUAGCGAUCACGAUCGUCCGAUUGAGGGGCGAUGAAAACUGCACGGACAGGCGGAUGCUUCGAAGAAUGCUGCGGGAAGGAAGGUGCGAGGUAGGGCGAUCUUGGUACAAUGGCGACGUUGACCACGUUGGACUACGACGACGACGGUGACUUCAACAGCUGACGUGAACGACGGACCAGGUGGUGUCGGGAAACGAGAUGGUGGUCCCCAAAGGACCGGCAGCGGUUAUUGGAGCUUGGCAACCGCCACGUACUAUGUGGCCACGAUGGCAUCUAUGGGAAAUAGAAUGGCAGCCCAGUUGGAGAUAUAAUGGUUCGAGGACGGCAAAUCCAGCCGGCGGAGGUGGUGACUUUGGUUUUAGCGUUUGUAACAACGGAAGCGGUUCAGUAGGAAGGCUUUCGCCGGCUUCGAUGAUUAGAGUCCCAGCCCAUGGAUGUCUGUAUCCGUUCGAUACAACGCGGGAUGAUUUACCGAGCAACUAUUCGUCGAUGGCUCCACGACACGAAUGCGGCUCUGAGCCUAAGGCUACGAAUAACGAUUUGGAACCCUUCUUAAACACACGGUUGGGGUUUCAACUUAAAUUUAACUACCAGAUCGCAAAAACGUGUCUACUGGAUCCUUUCGAGUAUAAGUGUUGCACUCCGUUUUCUUUAAAGAAGCGUCUCUAUCCAGGAGUUAACACCAAAUGCCCACUCACGCCGUUUUCCAGCUCUUUCCCGCCCAAAAACCAUCAAUCGAUCCCAGUUUGGCCUCUCUUCUUCAGUUCAGUGGAUCUCUUCGCCCACUCGGCACCCAGAUUAUAUUUAUCGCUCUGCUGCGCUACGCGCAUAUAUCGACUGCCCCGUGCCCACGCGCGUCGAUAUGAAAUGACCGUUGGAGCAAAUCGAAUGAACCUUCACAAUUUUUGUCCCUAUUUUCCGUGAUCAAGGCUCUAAAUCAAUGAACAAUUGUUACCCGCCGGUAACAACUUCCAGAGUUAUUAAGUGUACUAUUUCCAUGCUUUCCCACCCAAAAACAUCUCAGACCGUAUAGAGAUCAGUAUGGUUAUGGUAUGUAAAGUGUAAAGUGAUAUGUCGCUGAGCUACGGAAGGUAUCCUCCCCAUUAAACAAUAAGAAAGUAUGCACCUGACCGAUCAAAGGCCAAAGGAUAUCUUAUUAUAGAGAAAAGGAGAAUCACGCAAGGCAGAAUUGCAUUGGGCUGUUUUAACUUAGGCGGACAUUUCGAACCACCAGAUCAAACGACCGGUCUAAGUUAAAACGGUCCAAUGCAAUUCUGCCUUUUGUGGUUCGGUCUUUCGUGUUUCUGCCUUUUUUAUCGUUCCGCCUAUCGCUCAUUCUGCAUUUCGUAUUCCGCCUUUUGUGCUUUCCCUCAUUCGUGCUUCCGUUUUUCUCAGGACACCCAGUUCUCCCAACAGCUGUCGCAACUUGUGGUUUAUUCGCCUCCUCCACGUACCGUUCGUUAUACUACCUACCUACUACCUCGAUUUCGUUCCCACCGAUACAAACUCGUGGUGGAUGGCUAACAUUGUCCUCUCAUGAGCCUCUUCCUAUCAUGUGCUUCGUCUUCGACGUAUUGAUGACUAGUCCGAUCCGCUUUGCUACCCUCUAACAGUCUGAUGUAGGUUUCUUCCAUCUUCUCAAAAUUACGUGCCGUAAUAUCAAUGUCGUCGACGAAACGAAAUAGCACAAUGCACCAAAAAAAUUUGCAAGAGCUCACCUUUUGGGGAAUAAAGGAUACGUAAUUGCUUUUCGACCUAAUUCCGAUGCUCCACAUUAGUUGAGUGAAUGAAAGGAUUACUGCAGGGCGAAUUUAUACUUGCCAGAUUUCUUUUUUUUAUGACUAAAUUGUGACAAUAUAAACAUAUAAUGGUAUCUUGAGGUAUUAUGUGAACAACAAAAGAAGACUUUUUCCAACCUGUUUUUGAGAUUGCUAAUUUAUUGGAUUUUGCUAUCCAAGAUCACAUAAUGCUCCAAGGGUAGAAUGACUAACCUGUAGAGAAAAAACUAUUGACUAGCACCACGUUCCGUAUAUCUUCAAAUCGAUAGAAAGCAUUAGCGCCAUUUAUUUCGUUCGUUUUGAAUGUCCACUCGUUUCAGUAAGUCAAUUUUAGCUCAUACAAAUUUGAUGACAAGCAACAAGAGAAUAGAGAAGCACAAUGAAUGUAGCUUUCGAACUCACAUCAAAGAUUAGGUAAAAUGAAUAAAACAAAUGAAAUAAAAACUAGCGACUUGUUUAAAUUAUUUCCUUACUACUGUACGAUGAUGUUUCAACGCAGUUGAAUUCCCAUGCAAAGAAACGAUCCUCAUCGUCGUUAACUAUCCAGUAGCGACGUGCUGUUGUUGAACUCUUUAUUUAUAUAAUUCAAGGAAAAUUAUUUCUGUUUUAGUUUUAGGUUAUUUAAUCUAUUAUUUUAAUUUAAAUCGGUGGUAACUUACAAUUUAAGAAAGACUCAGUAGAGGAAACCAUGCAUGUAGCAUAGCUGGAUACUAAAUCACACUAAAUACUACUGGAAACUAUUUAAGAGGCAAUAAUGCUCAAACCUUAAGACUAGAUUGACCCAAAAGGUCCCUCUCGUUCGUUGCAAUUUUCUCAUUUUUUAGUUUUGCCAUCUGUUACACUAUUAUUUUGGUGAUUUCUAUUUUUUAUUUUUAUGUUUGUCCAUUCGGCUAGUUGAAUUUUAUCUUUGGAUGUUUUCUUAUGUUUUGCUUUCUAGACACAAUUUAAAUUUGUACCUUUAUUUUAGAACUCCUAUCCUCUGAAAACGGUUUCAUAUCAUAAAUUUAAAAAAAUACUACUCAAGGAUUACUCAUUUCUUGAGUUGGGAUAUUCUCAACCUAGGCCAGAAAGCGAUAGAGAACAGGAAUAAUGAUAUGUGAAAUGCUAGAGAUACCAGAGAAGCUUCUACAACACAAGUGAUAGAGCGUGCAGCAAACAAAUACCAAGAAGGGAAAUUUAAACAGCAAAAAUACAAUAUUUAAACAUUUACACGAACACAAAAAGGCGAACAAAAAUACAUAAACACUAAUAGAACGUAAGAUUGCAAGAAAGUCAAUGAUUCGAUUGUGGGCUUUUCACAUCGAACCAAACACUCACACAACAGAAUGUCUAAAUAACGAACUAAAAACAGAUGAUCAACCAUGAUAAAACGAGAGAAGCAAAUUUGUAAGUACCAUUAUAACAAAAUAACACGAGAAGGUAUGGAAUACAUUAUAUUCAUACAACUUGGCUUUGAAAGUUCAAAACUAUCAAUUGCUACACAAUUAAUCCUAAUGAACGAAACAAGCAGUACAUAAAAUGCUGAAAACCAGAAUACUAUUUAUACACAUUAUAGGUUUUAGGUGCGAUAGGUACUUCCCUGAAUAACAACCAAACAUAGAACACUAUGCCUAUAUAUAGUUGUAGUGCGAAACUAAUGACGAAUAUCGGGCGAGGGGAAUCGGAAUCGCGGUAAACGAAGGUCCUAGCUAUGAAUCACACACACAUCCGCACAAAGUGGACGAAAUGUGAUUGAAUUGAUGGUCACUGAUCGGUUCUAUUUGAGAGCACAGUCAAGCAAGAUACCAGACGUGAGGGAUGAUCAUAAAACCUUAGCGAAAUACUAAAAGGGAACUACGUGAGAAAAACAAAAUGCAAUUUAGGGAAGGAAUGAUUAACUGAAAGGAGGUGGUAGAACAGAACAAUUUGUACAUAACUAUAUAUACAUUAUUAUAUACUAUUAUUAUUAUUGCUAUUAUAUUAUUAUUAUUAAAAUUAUUACAAUUAUGUAGAAAUUUUAGAAUAAAAUCAGAUUGAAAAAAUCCGUA